CAUUCUUUGUUAUAUAUUUUCGAUAAUUGAUGGUCACGGACUUAAACAUUCUUCACUGUAAUUGUAUCUGUGCCUGUAAACUGAGCAAACACUGAGCACUCAUCUGAAAAUCUUAUUUAGGCAGCAGGGUUCCAGAUGAGCUUAAUUAUGUUCAUUUUAAUUUAUGUAAUUUAAUUGCUACCAUUUUGGUAGGAAAAAUACUUGUUAAUUCACUUUUCUAGUUAGUAGUAGCUUCUAAAGCAAGCCUUAUUGUUAUAAUUAUGGGGAAAAAAGUCUUUGUGGGAGCCAGACAACAUUUUCUGGUUUGAGACUCAUCUCAAAAGCCCCACUGAGGAUACCAAUGUCAUCCAGAUCUGGCAGCACAAGAGAGUAUGAAACUAGUUACCAGUCGCCCAGUCGUUCAGCUUCCCCACCAGUCCCAGGGUCUAGUGAGGCUGAAGGCUUGAUAUUUUAUCACAUGGAUCUUUAUGGAUCAAAGGAGAGGUUUGAUAUCUUUCCCGAAGAGCCAUCUGGUCAAGAAGACAGAUCUCUGGGGGAUACCAGAAAGGAAUCUGCAUUGAGUAGCGAAAAAUUUCAGCGCUCGCAAGAAGCUGGAUAUGACUUGGAAAAGGAGGUUGCAGAGUUGGCUAAGAUGUAUGGACUUGAUGAGGAUAGAGAAAAAGAGCUUGAGCUUCUUGGAGGACAUCUGGAGAUGGUGGAAAGCAGAUGGCCACCUGCUCGCACAGAAGAAGCAGGAUCACAAGGCUCCAUAUAUAAUGCAUCAAAAAGCAGCUCUCCAGUGAAAGAUCAAAGUCAAAGCACAAAGCAGCAGGGAUUUCCUGGUGAGGCUUCUCAAGAUGAAGAUCAGAGCAAAGCCAGAGCAGAGGAUGAGGCUGAGCGCCACACAUGGUCCAGAGAGGGGCUUAGCAGUGGCGGCAUGUCGGAUGAGUGGAGCAGUCAGGCUGUCAGUGAGGAGGAGGAAGCAGCAAAUGUUUUUUGCUCUACCUGCAAGAUGCCAAUCCGAGCUUUUGACAAACUGUUUGGUGAACACAAGGAUCAUGAGGUGGCACAGCUCCCCAGUGCUGUGGAAAGCGAAAGGGAGGAGAUUCAUAAAAAUAUGUGCAAGUUGGAAGAGCAGAUUGCUCAGAUGGAAAACUUUGCCAGUCACUUGGAGGAAAUCUUCAUCACCGUAGAGGAAAACUUUGGGAGGCAGGAGCAGAACUUCGAGGCACAUUACAACGAUGCAGUGCAAGUGCUUGCUCAGAAGUACGAAGAACAGUUGGAAGCACUGGGGGAAGAGAAGAGGCAGAAGCUGGAAGCUUUAUAUGGGCAGCUGGUCAGUUGUGGGGAACGUCUCGACACCUGCAAGGAGCUGACAGACACAACCCAGGAGCUUUACCUGGAAAAUGACAAAGCCAAUUUUAUGAAGGCAGCAGUAACCAUGGUUGACAGGCUAGAAGAAUUCUUAAAGAAAGAAGUGGAUUUAGAGCUUUCAACACUGCCAGACUUUGAAGAGCGGGUCAUAGAUUUCUCUGAAGUUGAACAACUGAUGAACUCCAUUAAUACUAUUCCAGCUCCUUGUGCCCCUGUGAUCAAUCCCCAGGCUCCCAAUGCAGCAACUGGCACCUCACUGAGAGUUUGCUGGGGCCUCUUCUCAGAUGACACUGUUGAGUGCUACCAACUGUGCUAUAAACCAGUGAGCAACGAGAAGCACAGCGAUGAACAAGCAGAGCAUACGCUAAAAGUCAAAGAAACAUACUGCACCAUUACUAAUUUGUUGCCGAAUACACAGUAUGAAUUUUGGGUCAGUGCUUUAAAUGCCUCUGGUAUCAGUCCACCAAGUGAAAGAGCAGUUUAUGUAACAGCUCCUUCACCACCUACCAUAAAGAGUAAAAAGAUCCGAAGCUGUGAAAAUGCAGCACUGGUGUGCUGGGAAUCUAGAGACAUUAACCCUGUUGAUUCCUAUAUGGUUGAAUUGUCCAAGCUGACAGAUGAAGAAAAUGGCGAUAUUAUUACUGAAUCUAUUGUUGGGAUUCCUAACUGUGAAGUCCUAAUUCACCUCCAGCCAACACAAAGCUAUCGCAUCUGUGUUAGAGCCCUAAACCUGGGUGGUUCCAGUGAAAGAAGUGAACCUGUCCUGAUACACACCACAGGCACCUACUUCUGCCUUAACGAGGACACAGCCCAUCCUUUACUGGCAAUUCUAGAUGAUGGAUUUACAAUUGCAUGCGAUGAACUGGAAAACCCGGAGUGUGAUCUGCCUGUCUAUGAUAACAGCUUUACAAGGUGUAUUGGGAUCCUGGGAAGUCUGAUCCCAUUUCCAGGAAAGCAUUACUGGGAGGUGGAAGUUGAGGAAGAUACAGAGUACAGAAUCGGCGUGGCUUUUGAAAACACUCCGAGACAUGGUUAUCUGGGGGCAAACAACUCAUCCUGGUGCAUGAGGCAUAUCAUCACUCCAUCGAGGCACAAGUACGAAUUCCUGCACAGCGGGAUGACGCCAGACGUCAGAAUUACUGUCGCCCCCAGAAGGAUUGGCAUCCUGCUCGACUACGAGAACUGCAGACUGUCAUUUUUCAAUGCAGAUAUUGGCCAGCACCUUUACGCGUUCAACUCACACUUCCAGCAUUACGUCCACCCCUGCUUUGUUUUGGAAACACCUGGUAUCCUACGGAUACAUACUGGAAUUGCAAUACCCCCGUGGACUGCCCUCCCAUAACCUGUGUUCUGCAGCUGCCACAUCUACACGUAACCUGCAUUGAGCAAUGCCCUUUCAGCAUUAACUGCUCCAUCACGCUCCCUAUAAACCAGCUGCCUCCCAAGAAAGAGAACAAAGCAACCCUGACCCAAACCAGCUGCCAGGUCUGAGCCCUUACGACAGUUUCUGUCCUCUUAGGUAGGGUCUUAGCAGAAAACCAUUAUGGUCACAAGAUCCAUCAGCAUCCCAGAAUUCUCCAGUUAGAAAUGGAUACCAUCCUUCUCAGAGCUGACACUGUCACCAAGCAGCAGUGGCAGCUGCAUCACUGGUUCCCUCAGGACCCAUUUGAUGCCUAGGGAACUCCCCUGUUCCAGAGCAAUCAUUAAUUCCACUCUUGUGUCUGCUGUGGAACUAAAAAUUAAAACAAAAAUAGCAAAAGGCAUUAUCACUGCACAGCUGCUAGACAGAGCUGAAAACACUCCAGCCAUGAAGCUGAUCUCACAAUCACGUAUUCUUGUCGCUACAUGAAGUCUGUGACACAAGAUAAUCAAGUACGCCUCCCUUGUGUGUGAACUGUUAGCGCCUACCACACACUUUUUGAAAUACCCAAGCAUGCUCUACAGUCUCAAAUAUUAAAAGACAUUUUUACAGAAUGCCCAUGCUCUCAUUCAUCCAUCCAGGGAAAAAACAAAACACAACCUGAGGCCUUUUGCAGUGCUUGAUUGCCCCUGUAGGGAAAUCUAAAGCACCAUUUUUAGCUUGUUCUUUUUGGCCACGCUCACCUCCACCUGGGUGUAUCCUCCACACUCGCAGAUCUGUUCUCCCCCUCGGCACCGAGAACUUCUCACCCCUGAUGCUGUGUCCUUGAAGCUUUGCGUGUCCGGUGGGGGCUGGCCCAGCGCUCAGCUGAAAUGCCCUUCUUCAGGCUUCAUUUCCAGACACCAGAUAAUCAGACAGGCACUGCCUGUCAAGCAGGCUUGUCUAGCUCUAAACAGCCUCAUUUCUGUAUGUCAAAACUACCUGAAUUCAAUCAAGAGGCAUUAACAGACAAGUUUUUCCACAGAUUUAUUGCACAUUCAUUACAACAAUCAUUGGUUCAAGUUUCCAUUCUAGGGCACAGUCAGGAACAGGCGGCAGCCUCUACAAUAUACAGGGUGCCUACAAAGAAACAGAGCCUGGCAAAACUGAAGAGAUUUGAUGUAGAACCGUGUGCCAAAAGCUUGUCUGUUCUUCCCCAGAUAGCUUAAAAAAAAAAGUCUCCCCAAAACAGGCUUUGCAGAAACCAUAAAAACAGGAGCUGAAUACGUCAUGACGGCAGCAAUUAGUACCAUCUUCUCUUGGGUAUCUAUUUGUUUUGCAAGCCUCAAAAGAAGAUGGGUUUAGCGACGCUCAGCUAUGCAAGUACAGUGUCAUUUCUUAGCCUACCAGGAAUUCAGAGAUUUCCAGGGCAGAAAGGGUCGUUACGGUCACUUUGUCAGACACCCUGUAAGGCAGGCCAGAGACUUUCAGCUGCUGUCUCGCAGCGAGCACAACAACUCGUGUCCAGCAGAAGCAGGUGACUCAGCCAGCAACCACUGCCAAUGCAGAGGGCAGGAGGUGGCCACGUGAGCCCUGCUGACAUUGGCAAGGCCGUACCAGAGAACAGCACCUAAGGUGUACGGCUCCUCUGCCGGGGAAUGAAGUGGUGAGAUAGCACCACCCAAGUUGUUUUAACACCUUUUUUUUCUUUGCUUAAAAAUGUAUGCCUUGAUGCAGGGUCCAACUUCCACCCACUGUUUUACUUUUAUCUGCCAAAAAUCAAGAGCCACACUCUUCUUUUCAAGUAGAUAUCGGAAAGAGUAAAACACGCAAGUAUCAGAGCAGAGGUAUGAGGACGUCUGAACCUCCCAACAAAGCCUUUAAUGCAGAAAGACUGCUGGUGAACCCGACGAUUCUGAGGAAAGCAGAUGUUCUGUUGUGAACGGUCCCCACCGCUCCCCACCAACAGCUUUCACCUCAAGUGUUUAAACCAUACCUGUAUCCUGGCGCCAGGACUAGCCGUUCACCUCGGAUGAUCUAAGAACCCAAUCCAAACCAUUUCUCAACUGGUGAACUGCCCUGGGAGUCCCCGGGACUUCACAACCCUCCCACAGGACUGCUGCAAGGACAGAUUUUCUGAGCCAAAUGCGAGGUGAUCGGACACCCUUGGCGUGGGUACCAAACAGCUCUGUCAUUACGUUGCCAGCUUGAUGAAUCUGUUGGAGGAUGCAGGCCUGAUGGCCGAGUACGGAGCAGCCUGCACAGCAGAAUAUGACUCAGUGGUCAUCGCCAGGCGUGGUACAGGACAGCUAAGGCAGCAACAGAACUCUCUGAAAAAAGAACAAAUAAGCAGUAAUUGGCUACUAGGUUAAAAACGAUAUGGGAAAUGAGUCUGCAUGUUUCUGUUUAAUAAAAGCUUCACCUG
Molecule: messenger RNA, 5117 nt
Organism: Aptenodytes forsteri (emperor penguin)
Lineage: Eukaryota; Metazoa; Chordata; Aves; Sphenisciformes; Spheniscidae
Gene: FSD2
Product: fibronectin type III and SPRY domain containing 2
Exons: 13
Coding region: 341-2695 (784 amino acids)
Molecular function (GO): protein binding
Source: RefSeq, a predicted model, not a curated record